AUGGCCUCCACGCUCAGGAACAUUCCAUCAAUUAGAUUGAAUGACGGGAUUGAGAUUCCUCUGCUUGGAUACGGCAGUGGAACUGCUUGGUCUAAGAGGACACCUGAUGAGAGCAUCAAUCGCGAACUUGUUAACUCCAUUAAAGGGGCGAUUCAGUUGGGGUAUAGACACCUUGACGGGGCCGAGGUAUAUGGAACCGAGUCUGAACUGGGUCUUGCCAUCAAGGAGAGUGGCGUGAAUCGGGAAGAACUAUUUGUGACAACAAAAGUGAAUACCAACAUUGCUGACAUCCCGGGAGCCAUCGAUCUGAGUCUUCAGAAGCUGCAACUCAGCUACGUUGAUUUAUAUUUGAUCCAUUCGCCGUUCUUUGCCGAGUCCAACAGUGAUCUUCAGAAAGCUUGGGCUGCUAUGGAACAGGUGAAGAACUCCGGCAAAGCACGGUCCAUAGGGGUUUCCAACUUUCUCCAGAGGCACCUCGAAGCCAUCCUGAGUACCGCUACGAUCCCUCCAUCAAUUAAUCAAAUCGAGUUCCACCCUUACCUCCAGCAUGGUAACCUCCUUCAAUUUCAUCGAGACAAUGGAAUAGCAACAGCUAGCUAUGGUCCACUGACCCCGAUCAACCGGGCCAGGGGCGGCCCUCUCGAUCAGAUAUUGUCCAGCCUCGCCAGAAAGUACGCCGUCGGUGAGGGGGAGGUCCUGCUGAGAUGGGCCAUGAAUUGUGGUGCCGUGGUCAUUACAACCAGUAGUAGAGACUCCCGCCUGAGUAGCUAUUUGCGUGCGCUCACCUUCGAGUUAACACCCAAGGAAAUUAACGAAAUAUCAACCCUCGGCCAGCAAACGCAUUUUCGAGCUUUCUGGUUGGACAAAUUCGCGCCUUCCGACCGUUCCUGA
Aspergillus saccharolyticus JOP 1030-1 is the source of this 891-nucleotide messenger RNA. Its product is annotated as aldo/keto reductase. The coding region runs from base 1 to 891 and encodes 296 amino acids. The record is from RefSeq and is a predicted model, not a curated record. Gene Ontology annotation, molecular function: oxidoreductase activity, acting on NAD(P)H as acceptor. NCBI's taxonomy places the organism in Eukaryota, Fungi, Ascomycota, Eurotiomycetes, Eurotiales, Aspergillaceae. The transcript is spliced from 3 exons.